Archocentrus centrarchus (flier cichlid) is the source of this 2734-nucleotide messenger RNA. RefSeq names its product major facilitator superfamily domain containing 1-like (gene mfsd1l). The coding region runs from base 128 to 1576 and encodes 482 amino acids. Gene Ontology annotation, biological process: transmembrane transport. The record is from RefSeq and is a predicted model, not a curated record. The transcript is spliced from 13 exons. NCBI's taxonomy places the organism in Eukaryota, Metazoa, Chordata, Actinopteri, Cichliformes, Cichlidae. Gene Ontology annotation, molecular function: transmembrane transporter activity.
CUCCAUCCAUGUGACGGUAAGAUCUGCGGUUUUCCAACGAAGAAGAACCGUACUCUGUCCGUGUAAACAACAGCGAAGAAUGUGAUUUCUGACUCUUCGUUUUGUGGCCAACACGCUUUUCCUCACUAUGGCGCAACCGGCGGAGAAAGCAUAUUAUCGCUUUAUGGUGCUCUUCUUUAACUGUCUGCUGACAUUUGGCUCCUACUUCUGCUUUGACAUUCCCAGUGUGUUACAGGAUCAAUUCCAAGGGAACCUGACAUGUCCCAAUGCAACAGUGAUCAAUGGGACAGUGGACUGUGUGGAGGGACUGGGGAUGACCCCUCAGCAGUACAAUCUUCUCUACGCCAUCUACGCUUGGACGAAUGCAGUAGUGGUGAUCCUGGCUGGAUUCCUGAUUGACAAAUUAGGAAAUCGCUUCGGUGUGUUUCUGUUCUCUUUCCUCUGUGUUUUGGGCUCAGCGCUGUUUGCACUGGGUUCCCACUUCAAGGGAACUACCUAUUUGCUGCCGCUAAUGCUCACAGGCCGUCUGUUGUUUGGAUCAGGCAAUGGAUCUCUGACCAUUGUUCAGAGCCGCAUCACGGCCUUCUGGUUCAAAGGGAAAGAGUUGGCUUUGGCUUUCGGUCUGACCCUGGCCUUCUCACGGCUGGGUUCAGUCCUGAACUUCUUCCUCACACAGAAGUUUGAAGAAAAGUAUGGGAUGCAGUGGACACUCUGGGGUGGAACGCUACUGUGUGUGCUGGGCUUCACUUCUGCUAUUGUAGUCAGUGCCUUGGACAAGAUUGGAAUGAGACAGCUAGGUCUUGAUGGAGCCAUCCAAGAAGAGUCCCGCAAAGUGAGGAUUCAAGAUGUGAAGCUCCUGUCACUAAGAUACUGGCUGCUGGUUCUUACUAUCAUGUUCUUCUACAAUGGCAUCUUCCCCUUCAUUGCUGAUGCAAGCAAGUUCAUCCAGGAUAAGUAUAGCGACUACAACCAGAAGGAGGCUGCUUAUAUUGCGGGGGCGGUCUAUGACAGCUCACUGGUCCUCUCAGCCAGUGUGGGAAUUCUCAUUGAUUAUGUGGGUCUGCGGGGAGUUUUUGCAGUGGCCUGUGCCAUCCUCACACUGCCUGUGUUUGGACUCCUGGCCUUCACCUUUGUCCCUCCCCUGGUUUCAACCAUAUGGCUAGGAGUCACCUACUCCUUUGCUGCUGCCAGCAUGUGGCCAUCUAUUCCCCUCGUGGUACCUCAGGCGACUCUGGGAACAGCCAUGGGCCUGGCCACCUCCAUACAGAUGAUUGGGAUUGGGAUCUCCAAUCUUGUUGUUGGGCAGAUAUUGGGCACUAAGUCAAGUGAAACUAAGAUUCCGCUGUGGCGUUGGCAGAGGAUGAUGAUCUUCAUGUUGGCAAACACCAUCAGCUGCAUUGUCACCUCAGUGCUGCUUAAUGUUGUUGAUCAUAGACAGGGCGGGACCCUGAACAAGACAACCAAGAGGUCAGGGCAGGCACAGAGAGACCCGGACCGAGAGCCGCUCACCCAGGGAGAGGAAGAGCAAAAUGAAGAUGACGAUGGUGCUGAUCGAUCUCGCUCUAUCAACUCUUGAGCUUUUCAUUUCAGCGCUCUCCUCUUAUUUGAGGAUUCCUCUGUUUUCAUUUCUUUUUCUAUAUAUGCAUUCCCCUCAGAAAGUAUUCAGAGCCAUUUAUUAUUUGCACAAUUUACACUGGCUAAAAUUAAGGCUCUAAAUGAAUAAAGUCAACAUUUUCUCCAUCAGUGUACAUCCCAUGAGGAUAAAGUUAAAGCAUGUUUUAGAUUCCCUUUUUUUUUCUUUUUUUUCUUUUUUUUUUUUUUUUUUUUUUAGGAGGUUUGGGAGCUCAGGUGUGUUAUUAAAAAUCAAGAUCUGAAGUUGCCCAUUUACAAAAGUAUUCAGACAAUAUUCAAUACUCUCUAUAGACUGUGACUUUGAGUGGUAUAUCUAUUGUAUCUGUUCUAUGUAUUCUUCCUGUCAGGCGUUUGUCACAUUAGAGAGAACUACCAUCAGGUGUCUUCACAGUAGUUUUAUGGGGUUUUUGCUUUGGGUGAGACAGUCCAAUGUUGACUCGGCUGUGUGCUUUGGUUCACUGAAAGUCGAACUCACAUUCUGGGGUAUAUUGUCUUAUAGACCUUUAUCUUUGGUUGCAUUCAUUUAGUCUUCAGUUUUGACCACCAUCAUGCUUCACUGCAGGGAUUACAGUGAGUGUUUCAGAAGGUUAUGAGGUUAUUAUCUGGUAUUGGCCACAGUCUUUUCUUCUCCUUUGAAUGCUGUUUGUCAAACUCCAUGUGUCUGAUGUGCCUUUUACUGAGAGUAGCUUCCAUCUAGUUGCAUUACCAUAAAGGGAUUGAGUAAAGUGCUGUUGAGAUGGUCAUCAGCAGUCUUCGAUCUCCCUGACAACCUCCUGUCUGAAUGAUGUGAUCGUAGACAGGUGGAUGUCUCUUUAAACAGUGUGUAAUUCAUUGAGGUGGCCACAGAUGCAUUUUAUUCAGGUUCUAGACACAUUUUCAGUUUUAUUAAAGUAAAAGGGAAGCAUCUAAUGACAGCCACACAAACAGUCUGAAUACUUUUGUAAAUUACAGAUUUCAGUUUGUUUGACUUUUAACUACAGGAAGUGGUCAAAUUUCACUUUUUUCUAACUUUUAAGUUUUUUGUGAUGCAGAUGUGAAACACAUUUUAUCAGUCUUGUAAUGACUAUGAUCCUACUGCCAUAAACGACUGUUUGGACAUUAC